AUGUCCAAAGCAGAUGAAAAUUCUUACGAACAGAGUGAAGAACCGGAGGAGGAGAGUCUGAGGGGGGAAGAUCCCCCCCAGAAGAAUAGAGGCAGCUCGGUGGGUUCAGAACAUUCAGAGCAUUCAGAAUAUUCAGAAUAUUCAGAAGAUGAUAAUGGGGGGAAAAUCGAAGAAGGAGAUCUGGAAGGGGAAGACGAAGAAGAGGAUUUUGAUGAGUUGGAUGAGGCGGAAGAAGACGGAAUGAACGAGAGAAAUGAGGAAAAUGAAAAAAUGGAAGAAGACAUCUUCAACGAAAAUAAUUUAUUACAUGCGAUAAAAACGAGAGAAGUGUUAGAGCAGGAAAUUUUGGUGCUCUUUAGUAAUAUGCUAAAAAAAGAGGUCGUGUUAAAUAAGGAUCUGAAGAGUACAAGUCGGGAAGAAGAGGUGUCGGCAUACAAAGGAGAUCAUGUGGAUAAUGAACACACACUGGACAGAAAUGAAAAAAAGGGAGAUGCAAACAAAAAAAAAGAAACAGAAAAAAAAUCAAAUUUGAAGAUAAAAAAUAAAGACCUCUACAAUUUUAUAUACAGCAAGAUGAACUUAAGUGCUAGGGAAGGAACGGAGAAGAAGAGGGAAGAUAAAGGUGUGGAGGGCACGUUUGAGGAGUCUACUUUCUCGAGAAGAAAAAAGCACGGAGGUGGUGGCAGUGGUAGUAGCAGCCGCAGCAGUAGUAGCAAUCGCAGCGGAAAAGGUAGAGAAUUGGAAAAAAGUACCCACCUUAGAAUAAUUAGCGACAUCCAUCAAGCAGAAAAGGAACACUACAUCCUCGACAACAACGUGGUGAAUAUACUCAACGACAUUAACACCUACCUGAGAAGGGAAAGAGAGUACCUGAAUCGAAAGUUCGGAAGUCAUGUGGACUCCACCUUCAAAAACCCAAUGUAUGUAACUCUAUAUAUAUAUAAUAAUCAAAUUUUGAAGGACAUCAUUUUACAAAUGAUUAACAUUGUUAAAAAUGAAUUCGAUAGCUCCAUAUAUAAAGAUAUGGAUGAGACGAUGCUAGCGAGAAAUAUUUUCAUUUUAAUUAAUCAUUUGACUUCUCGACCUAGCAAGGAGUGGUUCGAAUACUGGAACAAACACAUGCCCACGUUUAAUAACAAGAGGAGCGAAUUUAAUGUAUACAAUUAUUUACAAAUAGAAAAAAACGAAAGGAAAGUAUUUUCAGGGGUCCUCAAAAAUGAUAUUUACUUCAAGGAGUUGCAGAAACGAUCCAACAUCAUUGAGCAGUAUCAGAAUGGAUUACAAAGUUUGAAGUGUCUUUUGUCUAGUAGAAAUUUCCUUACGCUCUUAAAUGAGUUUAGGUACAAUUGCCAACUCUUCAUUGAUGCUGAUUAUCGGGGCAUUGAGGAGAAUGAAAAGGUUCUCGAGAUGCAGCGCAAGGAUGCAGAACUGAUUGAGGAGAAGGGCCGCCUCAAGGAGGAACUGCAGUUCUGUCGGGACCGCCUCAGGGGUGGCACUAGUGAUGAUGGUGAAGAAGACGCUAGCGAUGGGGGAGAAGAAGUUGUUGGUGGUGAAGAAGCUGAUGGGGAUGGGGGAGAAGACGCCGAUGGGGAGGGUACCGACAAACCCAGGACCAACAAACUCCUGCGCAACAAAAUCACCAACCUGAAGAGGCGAAUAGACGAAAUCAACGAAGAACUACUCGAAGUGGCUAACUUCUUCCUAGAGGACAAGAAGAAGCGAGAGAGGCUGGUGCACGAGUACAGGGAGAAUGUCUACCUGGUGCGAAGCAUACUCACCCAGGUCCUCGGUAUUAGGAACCCUAGGAGAAGCAACGCCAUCAACUCAAGCAAUGUACAUUACGUCAUUUUGCAAAACGUACUGGAUAGCCACAGCGCCCUCACUUUAAUCAUAGAUGAAAUGAGGCAUCUGUUCGACAGGGAGUUGAAGAAGUACGACAACGAGAAGAACAUUCACAUCCCCUACUUGAGGCAGAACACGAUGAAGGACAUAUGGGACUACGUGAGGCUCUUCUACAACGUCGUGUGUUAUAUCGACCCGAUAGACUUGGUCAGGUCGCUCACGCACCAAGCGCCGGCGCGCCGUGCAGGGGGUGCUAAAAUUGGUGAUAAAAAUGGUGCUAAAAGUGGUGGUAAAAUUGGCGGUACAAAUGGUGGUAAAAUUGGUGAUAAAAUUGGUGGUAGAAAUGGCGGUGGAAUGGGAGCAGGAAGCGGCCGCAGGAACAGCGCAGCAAAGCGAGCCAGCCUGCUGAACCCGAGGAAGAACAACCAAAUGAUAAUGCACCUGUCCAGGAUAAACCCACUGCUAGCGAAAUCCAAAGUCAGAAAGCCAAAUGAAGAAAAACAUAUGAAAAAAAAAAAAAAAAAAUUCAUAGAAAGAAAAAAUUUAAUAGACCAUUACGAGAAUUUCUCCUUCGAAGAUUUAUCCUUUGACAUAUUCGAAGAGAAGAAGGGACUGGGUGGGUCUUUCCUCAAGGGGAACAUCCUGGACACAUUUGACUACAGCAACUUGUACCGAGUGCAAGAGUUCUUAAACAACAUCAUAGGAAUAAAUGAAGAGUUCGAAAAUGUGUAUGAAGGGAAUAGUCACGACGGGAUGGGAUACGGGGAUGAUGACGGCUUCAAUUAUUCACUCAAAGUUUUUCUAAAUGUAUGCAUUAAGGAUCUCAGGAGGUGUAUAGUCGAGUACUACAACCAUCAGUGGGACAUCAAAAUUAUUCUAAAUAUACAUGCUUGGAUUGUUACUUAUUACACAAAUUUUUAUAUUUACGAGAAUAAAAAGCGAUUGAAUAAUAGCCGAAUGGGAAAAGGGACAUCGUUUAAACAUUCAACAGCUAGCCAUUUUUAUAAUGGACAAGAAGAACUUAUAAAAGAAGGAAAAGAAAAGGAAGACGAAAAUUCUCUUUUCAUAUCUAGAAUUCAAAUGGUUCUAGGAAUGCAAGCAUAUAUAGGAGAUAAUAGUAUUCACUCAGAAUUUCUGUGUGAUACUUUUCAAAGAUUAAUAAGGGAAGAAAAAAUGAAAAAAAAUAGUAGCAAAAUUAUUUUAUGUUGUUUGAGAUGCUUACAUGCAGAUCUGAGUCUACUAGAUUUACAUGCUUUGUCCACUGAUGAUAAUGUGAAAUCUAUUUGUAAAUCUUCUUUAGAUAAUUUUUUGAAGAGAAAUAUUCUAAAUAGCUUAAGUUGGAUUUUAAAAAAUUUCAAGCUCAUGAGUCAUGACAGAAGCAUUUUCACCUACGCUCUCAAAUGCGCUCUGAUGAUAAUAGAGCUGCUCGAAAAGUUAGGUGGAAGUACAUACAUCCUCAAGGGGGGAAAUAAAAUAUACGACGAGGAUGAGGAGGAAGAAGACGAAGUGUACAAUGAAAAUGCAAGUGAUGACCAGUAUGGAGACGCCACGAAAAAUGGAGGAAGAAAUGCCAAAAAAGGACACAACACAAGUAGGGAUUACGAUACAGAAGCAAUUGAAAGAGUUAGUGUGAUGGAUCUGAUAGAAGAAAUUUAUAGCGGAAAAAUUGUUAAUACAUGCAUGCACAUUAUUGAAGAGUACAAAAGGAAUAGCAUACAAAUCAAUCAUCUAAUCAUUACCUACUUUGAAUUUUUACUCAAAUUUAAAAACAACGAGUAUAACUUUUUAAUUUUUUUCGACAUGAAAUAUUUUAUUAUUUUCAUCAAUGUUAUAAAUGAUCAGGAAUCCUACACGAACCCUAGGUACCACUGGAUUGCUUCCUUCUUUGAAAAUAUAAUAGCUUGCUUCUUUAAACUAUGGAGUAGUAAUUAUUUCUUACCCGUCGAGCUAUUUUUUAGUAAAGCCAUCAACAGAAACCUUUUUAGUCUCUUAAGUGAAAAAUAUAUGCUGUCCAUUUUUAGUAACUACAGUGAAGGGAAUGACUUUUUCAUUUUUGAAGAACUCAACAAAGGGAUGAACAUAAAUGAUAUUUUUAUUGAAUUGAAUAGCCGAAAGAGAUUAGAAGCUUUGGAGUGGUCAGCUGAAGAUAUAGAAAGUUUGAAGAUUUACUUUAAGCAAUUUAAACACAUGCAUAACUUUUUGCCAUUCAUUAGCGAAAUGUUAAGCAAAUCACCAAGCAGCGUCAAAAACCAACUUAUUUUUCUCAACUACAUGGACCGCAGGGGGAAUGUCAUAGAAGACGAUGUGGACUACGACAUGUCUGACUCGUCUGACUCGUCUGGCAGUUCUGGGGGGGUCACCGAAGGCGAAAUGAGUGACGGGGCGGAAGGCAAAAUGAAUGAUGAGACGGGCGACGCGACAGGGGCCGACACGGAGGCAGACACUGAAGCGGAGUCCACGCCCCACAAAAGCGCAUACCGCACCGAUACCCACGAAAAGAGGAAGGCAAAGCAACCCCUCCUCUACACCGUGUACAAGCUAAAAAAGCUAAACCAAGUACAGAAGAAAGAAACAAAUCUCACCUCAACUCGAAUCAACUGCAACGUAAAUACUGUCUUAGACGAAGUCAGCUCUAAUUUGAAGUCCCUCUACGAAUUAAAAAAAUUGUCCAAAAAUAAAAUUUUCACCUAUAGGGCUCUUCUAUUUGAUAUUCCACUUAGCAUUUCAUCGGAGCUCCUCGAACAUAGCAGUUUUAAAAAGCUACUCAGCUUGAUUGGGUUCUUGUAUAAAGAAAACAGCGAUGAGUGGGUUCUAAAUGAACACUUAGAUGUAGACAUUUUUAGAAGCAUUGUUGAAAAGUGUGAGGAGUUGUUUCCCUUGUCGUUGGAGGAACUGCGGAACAGGCUGCGCGCCCCUGAAAGGAACAAGGUCUCCCAGGGGGACCAUCUCACUCAUGAUGAGGAAGGGAGUGGCAAGGAGGAUGAGGAGAAACAGCAGCGCCACCAGGAUGAUAAUAAAGAUGCAACGAUUCAUCACGCAUCUGAGAGUACACUAGAUCAGAGUGAGGCACAGCUGCACCUGAUGGAACCCCCCAAGCUUAAGGGCACAUUCAUCCUCCUCAAACUAAUGUAUGACCUGUUCAUAUCGAAUGAAGACGAUUUCAGAAUUUUUUUCAACGACCUGGUAAAUAUGAUUAGAGACAAAUGUAGUUCCAUUUUCCAGAGCAUUAGAACUGAAGAGGACACAACUGAGGGGAAGAAUCUCUUUUACACAGAAAAUGACACAUCUGCCCCGAUAGCUAGCCAAAAAAAUGAUUCCAAUUUAGACAAUUACACAAUUUUUCUAGAACCCAAAAAUAGACAGGUUCUGAGAAGUGCUCAGAAGAAACAAGUCCUUUCAGAGUUGCUACAAUAUCUAUGGGUGUACAUCUCCAAGUCGGAACAACUCAUUAUUUCCAAGCACAUAAAAGAAAAAAAUUUUUCUGAACGGUUCAGAGUGAUUAACAACUACAAGACUUUAGGAGUAAUUGAAAUUGAAAAUAUCAUACGUCAGAAGCAAUCUGAAAUAGACGAGAAGAAGAAACAAAAGAAGGAGACUAAACCAACGUCACAACAGAAAUUUUUUUUUAUAAAGUGUGUUUGUGAGUAUUUGAACCUAGUGUAUGUUCCUGCCGAUAUGGGUCCCAUCAACACUGGUCGGAACUGCCCCCUGAAUGAGACGUACUUCGGGGGAGACAAACUCCUCACCUGCAUUUACGAGAAGCUGAAUUCGUGGAAUGCCAAGCGGAGCAAAAAAAAUGACGAAGCGCAGUGCUUCUCCUUAGAUGCUAUGGAUUUGCUACGCUACAUCGUCAAGCCGGGGGAGGUCACAACCGCGGUGCCACCUCCCCCCCCUCAGAGCGUUGACCAGGAUGCGUUCCUCCCAAUAGUGAACAAUAUUUGUGCCGCUCUGAAAGCCUCGGAGGAGGAAGAAGAACAGGGGAUGCUAAAAUGGUACCCCCAGCAGGUGCAGAGGGAGUGGCUGAAAAUUAUGCUCAAGUUAUUUUAUAACGUGCUAUACGACAGUGAGUACAAUACAGUCGGGAAACUCUUCCUCGAGUACAGAAACAUUAAGGACAUCCUCAAGGACAAGUCAUUGGACUUUUUGUCUCCCAAAGAGGAGACGCCACAAGUAGAGGUCGGCAUGUCCAUCAACACAAUGACAAGUACAAACCCGCUCUACAGUGGCAUAGAGGAGAUUCAGAAGGAAGACCCAUCACAACCAUUCAGUGAAGAAAUGUAUUUGGUUAGGGCGCAGUACGACGGGCACAUCGUCGGGGUCCCAGUGAAGAGAACCGCACGGGCUGGGGGUGCAGCCGUAAAUCAGAACAAAAAUAAAGCGGCCCAGAGUAAACCACACGCAGCCCCUAGUACACCUGAUGCAGGCCCUAGUAAACCUGCCCCAGAUCAGAGCAGAAACGACGCAUCCCAGAGCGAAGCGCACUCCGGGGAAAUUCUCCUCAACCCCAUGGCCCCCCAUCAUAAAAGAAAGCUCGGUGAAAUACACGUAGAGGACUAUUCGGAAUUCUUUAAAAAGAGGAAGCUGGAAAAUGCAUACAUCAACAUGUACAAGAAGAAUCGCAAGAGCAUCAUCGACUCGUUGCUUAAGAACAGUAACAUCGCCCAGUACAACGAGAGUGACAUUAUCAAUCGGGUCAAGCAAGUUUUCAUAAAGGCUCGCCAGAUGGCUUCCACGGGGGAUCUUCGCAACCGAUGGAAAUCUCGCGAGGAUGUGAAGAGGAUACUCCUGCUGUGA
This is a messenger RNA of Plasmodium fragile, 6636 nucleotides long. RefSeq lists its product as uncharacterized. NCBI's taxonomy places the organism in Eukaryota, Apicomplexa, Aconoidasida, Haemosporida, Plasmodiidae. The record is from RefSeq and is a predicted model, not a curated record. Bases 1 to 6636 code for a protein of 2211 amino acids. The transcript has 2 exons.